AUGCGCUCCACACCACCGCUGCUGGCCCAUCGUCUCAUGGCCGCCGGCGCCAGUUCCCAUCAUAUCGGCAACACCCCCCAGGUGAAUCCAGGCACCAGUUCGACUUCGUUCUCUGCUCAUGACGGAGCCGAUAGCAUGUCUAUCAGUGAAGACCAAGACGACGGCAUACCGGACCUUGAUCUUGCCAGCCAUGGAUUCAGCCAGGACAGUGGGGUGAGCAACCUACCAGAGGACCACAUCUUUCACCACACCCCGAUGGCGCAAGAUCCAAACCCAUCAUCAUCAUUACAGGGAAUCUCGGGCAAUUAUUUCAAUGUCGUCGACCAAGCUGAUGGCUCGUCGGCAUCUUCUGGCGUCGUGUCUAAUUCACCCUCAAGCAUUUGGCUUGAUGACGAUAUCAUGAGCGAGGGCGAGAGCAACAUCAACGAAGGAGGUAAUAGUUUAUACCCCUCGCAUAUUGGUUCUUUUUUCAAUAGCCUCCAACCGAUUCAUUCAAAUAGUUCGUCUGAAGUAGACAUGGAGGAAGUUGACAUUGAUGGACCCAACGGCUCAGAUCCAGACUUCACGGAUGAAGACGAGGCCGCGCCGCACCCAUCCCCACCCCCGGGACCUCACAACAACACCUUUGGCUUCCCUUUGGGAUAUCCCGGCGUUAAUGGUUUGGCCAUAGUUCCGACGACAUACUCACUAAACCCUCUCGGAUACGCAUACUCGUUCCCUAAUGCCCCGCCUCUGGCCCCUGGUGAGGAUGAUCUCCCACCACUAAUGCUAAGCUCAGGGAGUGCCGAAACUACAGGGUCUCAAAACUAUGGGUUACUUGACUUUCUUCGUUAUUGGGCUCGCUAUGGCUCUUUUCAUAGGAGACAAAACCCCAACUUCACAGUCCCGAAUACUCACCGCAUGAUGGACCAGAUAAGUCGGAGUGUAAGAGGAGUUUCAUAUUCAGAUCUUAAUGGAGACAAUUGCGAUAUGCAAGGCCUCGACUGGGAAAGCAUGGGAGUGACUCGGAAGACAGCGAGGAUCACACGAAACCAAUCCUACAAGAAUUAUGUCAACAUCCCAGGGUCGGAUACUAUUACGACAACCGAGUCAGACACUUUUAUCCCCCCAUCGGAGAGCUACUUUCGAUAUCGCCAAACGAUCAUGCGCUCAGAUGUUCAUCUGUCCCAUUUCCAGCUCCGUUCCGUCCUCGCCUGCCCCUCUCGGUCACAGGUCUACUACGCAACCCGCCGAGGUAUCAAUCGACUGAACCCUGUAUCGAAGAGAUCGGACUUGGUCAUGAAUGUCAGAUCCCACGGUGCAUCGCAACGUACUGUCACAGCUCUUGACGCAACUUCGGAGGUGCUGGUGGGUGGAACCUUCAACGGAGAUUACUGCAUCAAACCAAUCCACGCCGAGGACACCCAGAGGCCCUCUGAAGGCCAGAUUACUGGCGAUUCGGGCUCCAUCACUACUCAUAUCCAAAUCCAUACCCCGCGCCGUUCGUCAUCGCCCGUUGCCGCGAUCGCCAGCAACGAUAAUGGCCUGAGAAUGUUGGACCUGACAACCGAGCAGUUCAUCUCGGAAACAUUUUACCCCUCCGCUUUGAACUGUUCUGCUAUCUCGCCGGAUCGUCGACUUCGGGUACUUGUAGGUGAUACCCCAGAUACAAGCAUCGUCAACGCCGACACAGGUGCAGUCGAGGUGACGCUCAAGGGUCAUCGCGAUUACGGGUUUUCCUGCGACUGGUCCGACGACGGGGUGACCGUGGCAACAGGCUUCCAGGACAGGCGUGUCAAGAUUUGGGACGCCCGGAAGUGGGCUGAUUCCAGCGGCAAUAGCACUCCAGUCAUGAGCAUACUAUGUGAGCUGUCCAGUGCCCGAAGCCUAAAGUUUUCACCACUUGGUAGUGGUGAACCAGUCCUCGUUGCGGCAGAGGAGGCGGAUUACAUCAACAUAAUCGACGGUAAGACGUUUCGGAAGAAACAGACCAUCGACCUAUUCGGAGAGAUUGGCGGCGUAGCCUUCGCCGAGGAAGGCCAACAACUCAAUGUCUUGGUCAGUGACACCCGCAGAGGUGGCCUCAUUCAAUUCGACAGAUGUGGGCUGCUUCAGUCCAGUCGAUUUACCUACCCUCUUUCAACUCUCCGGCAUUUCUAG
Molecule: messenger RNA, 2139 nt
Organism: Clonostachys solani
Lineage: Eukaryota; Fungi; Ascomycota; Sordariomycetes; Hypocreales; Bionectriaceae
Source: the annotation of a GenBank genome assembly